AAAGAGACAAAAAGGGGUGUGAAACGAAGAACGUAUCUCUCCUCUCUCCAUGAAUCGGAUUCCAUUCUUUCUCAUCAAAUCAUUGUCAAACAAAAUCAAAUCAUAGUCAUGUUCUUUACCAAUCCAAGACGCUAACCGUGUUCCUCUUUUUUCCUUUGCCAUAUCAUCACUCGAGGAAAAAUCCUUGUUCCUUCCAUCUUCUGAAGUUGACUUCUCUCUCCUAGUGCUUCAAGAUCCUGCCUUUUAUCUCCCAAACUACUCUCCUUCCAUCCCCAUAUGUGAAACUCAAAAAAAAAUGACCUUGAAAGACCCAAUUCUGCUUCUAUUAGCACUCUCUGUAUUCUCACUGAACAGAGUAGUUCAUGCUUCCACAAAGUGUAACAGAACAUGUGGAAACCAUGAAGUCUUUUACCCAUUUGGGUUCUCUGAUGGUUGUCAAAUCCGUCUGAAUUGCACAGAGAAAGGAGAAAGAGUUAUCAAUGGAUUAACAGUCCAAUCCCUAACCACUGAUAGCAUCAAAAUCGCCAUUGGAGCUGAAUGCAAUCGUUCACCAAGGAUCCUGCACAAUCUCUACACUGACAACUACGCUCCAACGAAUAGUAAUGCAAUUCUACUGCACAAUUGUAGGAACACAGCUAUGCUUUGUGAUUUGCCUUCAAUUGAUGUCAAGACCCGAUUCGAGGGGCUUGAUUGUAAUUCAAACAACAGCAGCAAUAUAAGUUGUUAUUCAGGUACCGGUUCCAGUGGGUUCUUGAAUUAUGACAACAUGACUCGAAUUGGGUGCCAGUACUUGUUGUCUGUGAUAUCAGCACAAGUUGUUGAUCCUCAUUCCUUUAAUGACUCCGGCGUGUCUUUGGAUCUUCGGGUUGUUGAGCUUGGGUGGUGGCUUAAUGGUAAGUGUGAUUGUUCUGCUAAUGAUGCUUGUAUUCCAUUGAGAACUCCGGCCGGCCGGCAGGGUUAUCGAUGCCAAUGCAAAGAAGGAUUUGAAGGAGAUGGGUAUCCCGGCAGCACCGGCUGCCGGCCAAAAGACUCUUCUUCACACUGCAAUGCUGCAAACUAUUUCUCUCGUCGAUGUGGAGGAACAACCAUAUUUUCCAUUGUAGUUGGAGGCAUUGCAUUUGGAGCAUUAUUGAUCUGUUUCUGUCUAGUUUGCUGCUUCAUGAGAAGGAGCUCUUCUGCAAAAUCUAAAGGUUACGUAAAACGUCUAUCUGAAGCUACAGGUGUUGACAUUCCGGUAUAUGGAUACAAGGAAAUAGAGAAAGCCACAAACAACUUCUCUGAGAAGCAAAGGCUUGGAACUGGAGCCUAUGGAACGGUCUACGCGGGGAAGCUCCAAACCGAUUUAUGGGUAGCCAUAAAAAGGAUCAGGCGUAGAGAUACUGAUAGCACUGAUCAAGUGAUGAAUGAGAUCAAGUUAAUUUCCUCGGUUUGCCACCCGAAUUUAGUCCGGCUUUUAGGUUGCUCCAUAGAAAAUGGUGAACAGAUCCUUGUCUAUGAAUUCAUGCCUAAUGGAACAUUAUGCCAGCAUUUACAAGGGGAGAGAGGAGAUGGACUUGCCUGGCCAAUCCGCCUCUCUAUCGCCUAUGAAACGGCUCAAGCCAUAGCUCAUCUUCAUUCUGCUAUGAGUCCUCCAAUUUACCACAGAGACAUCAAGUCAAGCAAUAUAUUACUGGAUUACAAUUUCAGGUCCAAAGUUGCAGAUUUUGGUCUCUCUAGACUUGGUAGGCCAGAGAUUUCCCAUAUCUCAACCGCUCCGCAAGGAACUCCAGGCUAUGUUGAUCCGGAUUACCAUCAGAAUUUCCAUGUUUCGGAUAAAAGCGAUGUGUACAGCUUUGGUGUAGUUCUUGUUGAGAUCAUAACAUCAUUGAAAGCAGUAGACUUCUCUCGGCCUUUGAAUGAAGUAACUUUGGCAGCUCUUGCUACCGACAGGAUCGUUAAGGGACAGUUGACUGAGAUUAUAGAUCCAUUCAUUGACAUACAUUCUGAUGCUUGGACAUUUUCUUCAGUACAUAAAGUGGCUGAGCUAGCAUUUAGAUGUCUUGCAUCUCAUAAGGAGAUGAGGCCUUCAAUGAUUGAAGUCGCGGCUGAGCUGGAACAAAUUAGGCUAAGUAGAUGGACACCUCCUGAAGAGAUCAAAUAUGCAGCUUCAUCAGAUGUAUCCUCAGCUUUCUCAAUUUCAUCUGCCAAGCUACAAAGCUUGUGUGUCAAGAAUGGAGGUCUGUCUCCGCUGCAGACCGGGAAUGAUACCGCGAAUUUGACAGAAAGGGAGAAAGAAGAUUCGCCUGUUUCGAUUCAAGAUCCUUGGCCUAGUGAACAAAGCUCAUCAUCAUCAAACAGUUUGCCAAACAAUGUAGUCAUUGGGUGAACUGACAGGAUUUUUUUUUUAUAUAUUUCUUGAGUUGGCCUUGGCUUCUGUCAUGUGUAAAUAUCCUUAAGCAGAGUUUUGCACUUUUGCAGUAGUUUCUUUCUUCAAUGCCUUCAAUGCCAUAACUUUUGCAGA
Molecule: messenger RNA, 2500 nt
Organism: Tripterygium wilfordii
Lineage: Eukaryota; Viridiplantae; Streptophyta; Magnoliopsida; Celastrales; Celastraceae
Product: wall-associated receptor kinase-like 14
Exons: 3
Coding region: 296-2365 (689 amino acids)
Biological process (GO): protein phosphorylation
Molecular function (GO): ATP binding; protein kinase activity
Source: RefSeq, a predicted model, not a curated record